This is a messenger RNA of Pyrus x bretschneideri (Chinese white pear), 1287 nucleotides long. RefSeq names its product ethylene-responsive transcription factor 5-like. The transcript has a single exon. The coding region runs from base 123 to 1028 and encodes 301 amino acids. Lineage: Eukaryota; Viridiplantae; Streptophyta; Magnoliopsida; Rosales; Rosaceae. Gene Ontology annotation, molecular function: DNA binding; DNA-binding transcription factor activity. Gene Ontology annotation, biological process: regulation of DNA-templated transcription; ethylene-activated signaling pathway. The record is from RefSeq and is a predicted model, not a curated record.
UGCAAAAUAUUCAAAACCUCUCUCUCUCUCUCUCUCCUCCCUCCCUUUUUCUCUCUCUACAACUCUCUUAGAGCUCAGAGAUUGAUAGGAAAAAUAGAUACUUGCUAAAAAAAUUGUUAUCAAUGGCUUUAGAUCAGGUCUCGGCGCUCGAGCUCAUCAAACACCAUCUUCUCGGAGAGUUCUCGCCGGUGAAGAGCUGCGCCACCGAGCCCAGUGACCCCGGUUCCAGCUUCACCCAAAACCAGUGGAGUCCAGAGGACAAUUCUGACCUCUCCAGGUCCCAAUCCGAGUCGUUUUGCUCCAAAUCAUCUUCCACUUUCGACUCCUCCAUCGAAAUCUUCGAUUACUUGGACUCCAGUGACAUCUUCGAGUUUAACUCCGCCGGUUUCUUUGACUUCGAAGAAAAACCCCAAGCAAUUGACCUCACAACUCCUAAAUCCACAAAUUUGAGUUCGCAAAACUCGUUCGAGUUCGAUUCAAAGCCUCUAGUCAGCGACGAUUACUUUGAAUUUGAGCAAAAGCCUCAAAUUCUGAAGCAAACGGAUCCGAAACCCGCCAACUCGAUCCGAAAGCCUGCGCUCACAAUCUCGCUCCCGAAUAAAACAGAGUGGAUCCAGUUCGCGAGCUCGGACCAGGCGGCCGUGAAGCCGGCGACGGUUCAGAAAGCGAGUUCGAACGAAGAGAAGAAGAAGAACUACCGGGGAGUCCGACAAAGGCCGUGGGGCAAGUACGCGGCGGAGAUCCGGGACCCGAACCGCAGAGGCUCCCGGGUCUGGCUGGGGACCUUCGACACGGCGAUAGAGGCAGCAAGGGCAUACGAUCGAGCGGCGUUCAAGCUCCGCGGCGCCAAAUCGAUCCUCAACUUCCCGCUCGAAGCUGGUAAGGCCGAGCCGGUCGCGUCCGUGGAGAGAAAACGACGUCGUCAGGAACACAGAGAAGAUGCGAAGGCGGUGGUGGCUGUAAAGAAGGAGAAGUUGACGGAAACUCCAUUGACGCCGUCAAGUUGGAUGGCGUUCUGGAAAUCGUAGAAGGAGGACGUGAAAGGAGUUUUUAACGUGCCUCCAUUGUCGCCGUUAUAUCCUCAUCCAGCCGUGGGUUGUCCACAGCUUAUGGUCGUAUGAGGGAUUUAACGUUGGUGUGUGAUAAGAAAUUAGAAGCUGGUUUUUUAUUUUUAUUUUUUUGAAUUGACUAGGAAAAAAGAAAGUAUAUAAUUGAUGAUAUAGGUGCGUGAGAUUUUCCGACAACGGAGACGGCAGUUGUUUGAAUAAAUCUUGAUCUGGUGGGACA